Molecule: messenger RNA, 1122 nt
Organism: Cavenderia fasciculata
Lineage: Eukaryota; Evosea; Eumycetozoa; Acytosteliales; Cavenderiaceae
Exons: 4
Coding region: 1-1122 (373 amino acids)
Source: RefSeq, a predicted model, not a curated record
AUGUUAAAGAAAAUAGUAUUCAAUCAAUGUUUGAAUAAUGCAUGCAAAUCAUAUACAACAAUCAGUAGUAGUAGUAGUAGAUCAACGACGACGACGAUGAUGAUGAUCAAGACGCCAUCAUCUUCAUCAUCAUACAAUACAUUAAACAGAGUAUCGCAAGGUUACUGUUAUAACAGUAGCAGUAUACUUUCAUCACAUACAUUCAACAAUACAAGAGUACAUAGAUUUUGUACGUCAAAUAAUAAUAAUAUUAGCAACGAUAAUAAUAUUGUACAAAAUGAAGAUGUUGGAACACAUAUUGAAUCAUUAUACAAAGUAAAAGUCAAUCAAGAAUCAUUGGAUAGAUUAUUUAAAGAUAGUAAAAUGCAAUUCUCUGAAUCACUAUUAUCAUUGCAAUCGACACCAGAGUACAAAAUAGGCAAACAAUUGUUAAAUACUGGCAUUGUUAAAUAUCUAUCGGUACACUAUCCAAACAUGACUGAAUAUUUCAUGGAUCAUUUUAUUCGUUUUAUAUCAUUACCAGUUGUAGUUUCAAACUACUUUUUAAGUAAUCAAUUCGAUCAAUAUUUACAUUCUAAAAUACCUCAAGAAACAUCAUCAAUCGAUAGAGUAAAAAUAUAUAAUACAUUAUUUCUAAAUUUAAUUGGUACUAUUGCAAUUCAAACAAAUGACGAAACAAUAAUUGAAAAAGAAAUAAUUGGAGGAUUAAUUAAAUAUUUGGAUGGAUUAUCAUUUGACCAAGUUUCAAAACAAUAUAAAUUACCAGUGUUACAAGAUCUUGCAUUAAACAACCUUGAUAGUAAAGAAAUUCUAGUCGAUGCUCCACAUAUCCCACCAUGGUUCUACAGUAUUUGUCAAUUGAUCAUUCAACAUAUCGAUGCUUUUACCACUCUUCAAGCAGUCCUAAAUGAACAUUCAUUAUCAAAAGCUCAUUAUCAAUUGGUAAAAGAAGUUAAUAGAGGUACAGCAAAAUCAUUAUUCUUUCAUGUUAUUUAUUUGAUUAAACCAGAUGAAACCACUGAAAUCAUUGGAUAUGGUACAGGUAAAUCAAUUGAAAAAUCAAAAACCAACACUGCCAAGGAUGCAGUUGCAAGAUUCCUAUAUUUGAAUUCGACCAAAUAA